AUGAACAUCGCCACCGACGAAUUCGGAAACCCUUUUAUCAUCCUGCGGGAGCAGGAGGAGAAGAAGCGGCUGAAGGGGAUCGAGGCCCACAAGGCGAGGGCCAACAUUGUUGCUGCCAAGGCCGUGGCGGACUCCCUGCGCUCUUCCCUCGGCCCUAAAGGAAUGGACAAAAUCAUUGUGGGGCCCGACGGGGAAAUAACAGUGACAAAUGACGGGGCCACUAUUUUGGACAAGAUGCAGGUGAAGCACCAGUGCGCCAAGCUGCUAGUGGACCUCUCGCGAGCUCAAGAUGCAGAAAUUGGAGACGGCACGACGGGCGUCGUUAUCUUGGCCGGGAACUUGCUGUCGGAGGCGCUGCGGCUGAUGGAGAAGGGUUUGCAUCCGCUGCGGAUUGCCGACGGCUUCGAAGCUGCUGCGCAAAUCGCAGUCGAAACCCUCGAGAAGAUUGCCCUCGAAAAAGACCUCCUGGGCAGCGACAAACACAUCUU
Messenger RNA from Eimeria necatrix, 488 nucleotides. RefSeq names its product TCP-1/cpn60 family chaperonin, putative. The transcript is spliced from 4 exons. Gene Ontology annotation, biological process: protein folding. Lineage: Eukaryota; Apicomplexa; Conoidasida; Eucoccidiorida; Eimeriidae. Gene Ontology annotation, molecular function: ATP hydrolysis activity; ATP-dependent protein folding chaperone; ATP binding. Gene Ontology annotation, cellular component: chaperonin-containing T-complex. The record is from RefSeq and is a predicted model, not a curated record. The annotation marks the transcript as partial.